AAACUGAUCAAGUACUAUGAGUCGGUUUAAAUCACCGAAUAGGAUCGAAAAUUCUACUCUCUCCUUUUUUGUUUCCUUUUCUUUUUAUUGGACCCUGUUUUUCCUUUUAUUUUUCUUAUUCUCAUGAAAACUGAUCUUGUCUUUGAUCAGACCACUUUACAACUAUAUUCUAAUUAUGUUGGUAUUCAAACUAUUAAAGAACUUCAAUCUCACCUGCAAUUUAUCCAACAACAACUCAAAAAAAUAGGUACUUCAUAUCGAUGUAUAGAACAUUACAAAUUUGCUUCAAGUCGAAUGACACAAAGAUUCUUUUAUUCAAUGUUAUUGAAAUAUGGUCAACAAUAUGAUAAACCUUUCUUAUUGGAUAUUGGAUGCUGUACAGGAACGGAUUUAAGACAAUUAUAUCUUGAUGGUUAUCCAAAGGAUUAUCUUGUUGGAAUAGAUACUUCUUCUCAUUAUAUUGAUUGUGGUUAUGAUCUAUUCCGGGAUAGAUCUCAAUGUCCAAUUAUCUUUAUGAUAGGUGAUAUAUUUAAUGAUGAAUUAUUGAAUGAAAAACAAUGGAUGGUGGUCAUGGCUGGUAGUGUGAUUCAUCUAUUUCAAGAUAUGGAUCAAGUAGAAAGAUUUGUCAAACGGAUGACGCAAUUGUUACAAUCUGGUGGAUUAUUCGUUGGCGCACAUGUAUCUAUGCUACACACUGGUACAGUAUCUAGACAAGUCAAUGGUCAAACAAAAAACAAGUUUUAUAUUGGACAAGAUGAUUUUCAUGUUAUUUUGACUCGAUAUGGUUUCAAAGAAAUUCAAUUUGAAACAGAACAACGAAUACCUGAAGAAGAAGAAGAAGAAGAAGAAGAUACUUGCCUUUUGGAUUCAAUCCAUCAUCUCUUUUGGUUAUCUUUUUCUGCUAUUUAUUCCCCUUUAGAUUAGCCUUUUUUUUUUGUAUACCUUUUUGUAUACCUUUUUGUGAUUCUUUUAAAUUGUACUUUUUUGUUUUGUCAAUAAAAAUAUCUAUUUUUGUGUCUUGGA
Halteromyces radiatus is the source of this 1023-nucleotide messenger RNA. RefSeq names its product S-adenosyl-L-methionine-dependent methyltransferase. Lineage: Eukaryota; Fungi; Mucoromycota; Mucoromycetes; Mucorales; Cunninghamellaceae. The transcript has 3 exons. The record is from RefSeq and is a predicted model, not a curated record. Bases 124 to 924 code for a protein of 266 amino acids.